This is a messenger RNA of Colletotrichum truncatum, 462 nucleotides long. Its product is annotated as DNA-directed RNA polymerases I, II, and III subunit RPABC2. Gene Ontology annotation, cellular component: RNA polymerase I complex; RNA polymerase III complex; RNA polymerase II, core complex. Gene Ontology annotation, molecular function: DNA binding. Lineage: Eukaryota; Fungi; Ascomycota; Sordariomycetes; Glomerellales; Glomerellaceae. Gene Ontology annotation, biological process: transcription by RNA polymerase II; transcription by RNA polymerase I; tRNA transcription by RNA polymerase III. The record is from RefSeq and is a predicted model, not a curated record.
AUGUCUGACUUCGGUGACGAUGAUGUUGGUGGCGGUGACGAGCCUAUGUACGAGGAUGAGGGUGCCGACUACUGGGAUCCCGAGGUCCCCGUUGAGGACGAGGAAGUUGGACGGGCUGAGGGCGACGAGGAGGAUGCGGAUAAUGUCGUCGUAUCGGGCGACCCAUCCGCCGCCGCCAACGCGGGCAAGGGCAACGAAAAGAGCCACCGCGACAAGAAGAUUCCCGAUGACCAGCGUACGACCACGCCUUACAUGACCAAAUAUGAGCGAGCCCGUAUCCUCGGCACGCGCGCGCUGCAGAUUAGCAUGAAUGCGCCGGUGCUUGUCGACUUGGAGGGCGAGACGGAUCCUCUUCAGAUCGCGAUCAAAGAGCUCAGAGAGAAGAAAAUCCCUCUUAUCGUGCGUAGAUACAUGCCUGAUGGAUACUACGAGGAUUGGACCUGCGAAGAGCUUCUCCAGUGA